Messenger RNA from Mya arenaria, 1632 nucleotides. RefSeq names its product cyclin-dependent kinase 5 activator 1-like. Gene Ontology annotation, biological process: positive regulation of cyclin-dependent protein serine/threonine kinase activity; activation of protein kinase activity. Gene Ontology annotation, molecular function: cyclin-dependent protein serine/threonine kinase activator activity; protein kinase binding. The record is from RefSeq and is a predicted model, not a curated record. NCBI's taxonomy places the organism in Eukaryota, Metazoa, Mollusca, Bivalvia, Myida, Myidae. Gene Ontology annotation, cellular component: protein kinase 5 complex; cytoplasm. Bases 306 to 1286 code for a protein of 326 amino acids. The transcript has a single exon.
UUUACGGACUUUUCUCGUUUAUGGACAAGUUGUGAUUUUUUGUUCAGAAUUAAAAAGCAACCUUUUGAAGUGUAUACAUAUUUUGAAUAAUUUAAUACUGCAAUUGUGAGGAUUUGCGGAUAUUGAAUUGAUUAUCGAAGACUUUUACUUGUGGAAGCGCAUUGAAAUUAUAAUUCCAAUCAGGAAUCAAUAAUUUUAUGCAAACGGAAAACAAAAUGGCUGAACGUUGUGUCAAGUUAUGAAAAAGGAUUGAAAAAGGACGUUUUGUAAUAAGUUGAAGGGAAUUUUAAUACAUUGUUAUCAAAAUGGGCACCGUGCUUUCAUUUUCUCCUCGACCGAGGAAACCUCUCUAUGAGGAAAUAAAUCUGAACAAUUUUAAUUACGAAGUUCUCAAUAACAAUAAUAACAACACAAAGACCUCUCAUUCCAGUUUUCGAGAAAUUAAAGACAAGAGUUUCAAAAGACACACUAUAUUUCUCAGUGGACUGAGUUGGAAAAAGUUCACGGUCAAUGGGAGCAAAAAGAAAGAGAAAAAUAUAUUCAACCGACACUCGGCCGUUGGCGUUUUACCGGGAAAAAUUGAUAAUAACUGUAACAUUGAAAAUCUGAACAUCAACAAAAAUGUUCAAAAAUCCGUGUCGUGCUACAACCUCAAAGCUCCGGAAGUUCAGUUACAAAGUCUUCGCAACAACAAUAACAAUGAAGUUAACAUUAACAAUAACAUUAACAACAAACACAAGAACAACGUCGCCGAAACAAAACCGGAAGUCAGACUUGUCAAGAAGGUUGACAAAGGUACGAGCCCCCGCAAAACCGUUAUACAAGCGUCUACGUCUGAGUUACUCAAAUGCUUGGGCGAAUUCCUGUACCGCCGCUGUCGGCGUCUCAAGCAUUUCGAAGGCAUGGACGCCAUUGUCUGGCUGAGGACGGUGGACCGUGCGCUUCUUCUUCAAGGAUGGCAAGACAUCGCGUUCAUUAAUCCUGCGAACGUAGUGUUCGUGUACAUGCUGGUCCGCGACCUCGUUACACCAGAAGGACCGACGGACGAGACGGACCUCCAGGCCACGGUACUGACCUGUUUAUACCUCUCGUACAGCUACAUGGGCAAUGAGAUCAGCUACCCCCUUAAACCCUUUCUUGUCGAGGACGACCGGGACCGGUUCUGGGACCGCUGUCUCCAUAUUAUCAACACCCAAAGCUCCAGCAUGCUAAAAAUCAACAGUGACCCUAGUUAUUUUACCGAAGUGUUCACGGAACUGAAGGGAUACUCCCCUUUGAUAUGCUAGUGGCAAUAUACAUGGUCCACAUAUUCCCCUGUGAUAUGCUUGGGGAUAUAGGAUGAGGUCAUAGACUCUCCUUAUAUUAACUAGAGAACUAAAAAGGGAUCCAAAACUCCCACUUGAUUUCCUAGAUACGUUAUAAGAGAUCACAGACUCCCAUUUGAAUUUCUAGAUGAAUCAAAAAGGGAUCAUAGACUCCCCUAAAAUAUGUUAGGGGACGCAAAAGGGGCCAGACGACUUGAAAAUUCCACCGGUGUUUAAAACCACAUUACUUUCAAACUUAAAAGCAUUAAGUGUUCAACACUUUGACAAUGGAAGUAUAAUGUUAUAAUGUAUUGUAAAUAGUUUAAUA